UAGAGUGCAACCAGUCGACCAAUGGGCAAGGCAGCGAGUGGUCGUCCAAAAUCACCCCCCUGUGAUUAAUGUACGCGCUGAUUAUAGUUUAUGUGGACCGGAAUAAGGUGUCUGGAGGAAGAUUCUGUGUUUGUCGUGGUCAUCUCAUGGACAAUAAUUAACGUAAACAUCCCGAGAGCGGCCUUCAAGGACGUUACGUUAUGGUCUCUAUUCACUGGAGGUCAUUUACAGUUUCCGCAUUAUAAUUACUCGAAUGGAUUUCAAAACAGAAUCAUUUGCAAUUGAUUUGCAAGGGAAAAAUGCACUGUGAAUAAGGGUACUUGUAUGUUGACCAAGGGGAAAAUCGGACACGCCGGGCGUACGAAAUGACAGUGAAACCCAGCUUUACCACGUGUCACGUUACAUGUUUUAUACUAUGCGUCUUCCUAUUUGUUGGAUGCACCCACGGGCACAUGCAGGAGGAAUGGAAGAAGUAUGUGGACUCCCAGCUUCUUUACUUACGCUCAGAAAUUCUACAAUACGUGAAGGACCAUUCCUUCAUCUUAAAUACCCUAAGAGCUCUGAACUGGCAUUUGUUAACUCUGAGGAAGGAUAUUAAACAACUUGAUGCUGGAAGAAGAAUUCUGAAGGUACAAAUGGAAUACUCGUUGACCAACGUAACUAAACAUGUAGAUAGUAUUGAAGAAAAACUAAAAGAUUUGGAGGAAAUCAUAGCAAACCACCAACAAAAUACAGUGGGCCCUGACGUUGAUACUCUGGAAGGCUCAGAGACUGUUGAAAAACCGGUCCAAACAACAACGGCGAAACCGACAACAGCUAGGCCGACAACACAAAAACCGACAACGCAGAAACCGACAACACAGGAACCGACAACACCGGAACCGACAACACCUAAACCAACUACAGCUGAACCGACAACUCCCAAACCAGAGGGACCAAAGCUCCGUUUAGCCGGAAGCUCCACUGGUAACGGAGGGAGGGUGGAAGUAUACCACAAUGGCCAAUGGGGAACAGUAUGCGCGGACAACUUCGAACGCUUCGAAGCAACUGUCAUCUGCAAAAUGUUGGGGUUCUCCGGAGGCACUAUUCGCGUCUACAAGGAAUCGUUUGGCCCCGGAAGUGGUCCAAUAUGGCUGAGUAACUUAGGAUGCCGCGGGGACGAGUUGUCGCUGUUUGACUGUCGGUCGGGGGGAUGGGGAGUCCAUAACUGUGGUCACUAUGAGGACGCCGGGGUCCAGUGUAACUAACAUCAUGGUAUCCUUGGCUAAGCCCUAAGUCAAUCAGAAGGUCAAGGACAUUUAAAAAUAUGAUUACAUUUAAGAGAUGUUUAAAAGACCGAAAAUGAUUUGAUGAGUGCUGUAUAUUAUACCGUAUACGGAAUGCAUGUUGACUUCUUUUCAAAUGUCGGCGUUAUCAAUAAUUGUGUACUGUAAAUAGAAGGUAUUGCGUUAUUUUGUAAAAUAUCACUUUGAAUUCUUAUGUAGUAUUAGUCAUCACAUAUUAUAUAUGUAAUAGAAAAAACCACAGAGAAUGUAUCAUUUGUACCUCACAUAGAUUUAGAUAUGUGCCUUAUUUUAUUAAAUGGCAGUUGAAAAUAAAGAAAAUUCUUUUGA
Molecule: messenger RNA, 1613 nt
Organism: Magallana angulata
Lineage: Eukaryota; Metazoa; Mollusca; Bivalvia; Ostreida; Ostreidae
Product: soluble scavenger receptor cysteine-rich domain-containing protein SSC5D-like
Exons: 3
Coding region: 366-1247 (293 amino acids)
Cellular component (GO): membrane
Source: RefSeq, a predicted model, not a curated record